UGGAACUGUUUUCUUAGUCUCCUCUCUGGAGUGUUCACUUUACAUAAUUCUUACUUGAACUAAACAUCUACUGUACUUAAUCAAUUAAAAUCUGGGUUUCCCUUUGGCAUUAACAGCCAAAGAAUGUAAACUAACAUAACAGACCAAAUUUUUAGCACAACAUAUUACUUAAUGAAUUCUUACACUAUUCCACAGAUAUGAGAAGUUUGCAAUCUAGGAUCUUGGAGCUAAUAAAUGGUACUUUGAAUUCGGACACCUUCUCGACAGUGUCUCCGAAUGGCCGCAGCCUAUUCAGAUCAUCCUCUACCGGGUGUUUGGCUAAGAGUGGUCGCUGGAACCCCAAAGGCGUGCUACAAUAAAUCUGCUGGCCAGUUAGCCAUUCGUAAAGCAAACCAAGGUUUCUUCUGCUUCCGGCACAGUGAGGCUCUCUCCCCCCAUAACUCGCUGUAACAAAGGACAAGCUCCUCGCAACAUAAGUCCACGGAUUUGGAAACCAGUUUGGAACCAUCUGUCUACUGCUUUCUAGAAAAAAAGGCAGGCAGGACCAGCAGUAACAGCAGAACCGCACUUCACCGUAGUCGGUCCAAACUUUACCGGUACGACUGAGCUCCCCGCCAGCACCGGGUCAUCGAUCUCGCGAGAUGAUGGGUCCUCGAAAGGCACAAACUUCCCCCUUUGCGAGCACCGAGGUUUUGCUGUCAAAUUCCGGGAGUGCGGAAGUGGCCCCGUGGUGUUGCCUCUAAUCGUUCAGAAGUCAACUCCUUUUCUACACGAAAAGCUAGGCCUCAGACCGCUAUGGAUGGGCAGCAAGGGCAACCAAGCCAAGCAUCGCUGGCACUCGCCCAAGCUCACUUCAACAAGGGCGAAUACGCGGAAGCCGAGACGCUAUACUCCGCUUACAUUCGCCAGUGCGCCUGUGCAGGCUCCGAGGGAGCUGCGCCCGGGAGCAAAUGCAGCCCCGAGGAUUUGGCUACUGCUUAUAACAACAGGGGGCAAAUCAAGUACUUGAGGGUUGAUUUUUAUGAAGCCAUGGAUGACUACACAUCUGCCAUACGAGUCCAGCCCACGUUCGAAGUUCCGUAUUACAACAGAGGGUUGAUACUGUAUAGGCUGGGAUACUUUGAUGAUGCUUUGGAAGAUUUCAAGAAGGUAUUAGACUUAAAUCCUGGAUUCCAAGAUGCUACUUUGAGCUUAAAACAGACUAUUCUAGACAAAGAAGAAAAACAAAGAAGAAUUAAUGAAAAAAAUUAUUGAAAGUUUUAGCAUAAUUGAAAUAUUAACUCAUGAUCCUUAUACCUGGCAUCUCGUUGCUUGUAAUGUCAAGUUAGGUGUUGAGCUAUUUCGAUUUAUAUUUAAGGUAGAGAUUCAUUAUUAGCACUGAAAGUUAAGUGAUGCAUUUAAAGUAGUUAAUUUCAGAUUGAGUAACUGUUGAAUAAGUUGCUUUUUAUAAAGUGUAAAUAAAUAAUACCAAGG
Molecule: messenger RNA, 1473 nt
Organism: Neofelis nebulosa (Clouded leopard)
Lineage: Eukaryota; Metazoa; Chordata; Mammalia; Carnivora; Felidae
Gene: TTC32
Product: tetratricopeptide repeat domain 32
Exons: 3
Coding region: 796-1254 (152 amino acids)
Molecular function (GO): protein binding
Source: RefSeq, a predicted model, not a curated record